AUGAGUGGCUGCGGGAGGAAGGCCCUGACCCUGCUGAGCAGCGUCUUUGCUGUCUGUGGCCUGGGUCUCCUGGGCAUUGCGGUCAGCACCGACUACUGGCUCUACCUGGAGGAGGGCGUGGUCCUGCCCCAGAACCAGAGCAUGGAGAUCAAGAUGUCCCUGCACUCGGGCCUGUGGCGUGUCUGCUUCCUCGCAGGUGAGGAGCGGGGACGCUGCUUCACCAUAGAGUAUGUGAUGCCCAUGAACACUCAGUUGACAUCAGAGUCCACAGUCAAUGUUCUAAAAAUGAUUCGCUCAGCCACACCGUUCCCCCUGGUCAGCCUCUUCUUCAUGUUCAUUGGGUUUAUCCUGAGCAACAUCGGACACAUCCGUCCCCACAGGACAAUACUGGCCUUUGUCUCUGGCAUCUUUUUUAUUCUCUCAGGCCUCUCUCUGGUGGUGGGCCUCGUGCUCUACAUCUCCGGCAUCAACGAUGAGAUGCUCAACAGGACCAAGGACACAGAGACCUAUUUCAACUAUAAGUACGGGUGGUCCUUCGCCUUCGCUGCCAUCUCGUUCCUUUUGACGGAGAGCGCGGGGGUGAUGUCCGUGUACCUGUUCAUGAAGCGGUACACCGCCGAGGACUUGUACAGGCCCCACCCCGGCUUCUACCGGCCUCGCCUGAGCAACUGCUCCGAUUACUCAGGCCAGUUCCUACACCCGGACGCCUGGGUCCGGGGCCGCAGCCCCUCCGACAUCUCCAGUGACGCCUCCCUGCAGAUGAACAGCAACUACCCAGCCUUGCUCAAGUGCCCCGACUAUGACCAGAUGUCAUCUUCCCCCUGCUGAGCCUCACCACCUUCCUCCCUGGACUGUGGAC
Neomonachus schauinslandi (Hawaiian monk seal) is the source of this 859-nucleotide messenger RNA. RefSeq names its product calcium voltage-gated channel auxiliary subunit gamma 5 (gene CACNG5). The record is from RefSeq and is a predicted model, not a curated record. Lineage: Eukaryota; Metazoa; Chordata; Mammalia; Carnivora; Phocidae. Bases 1 to 828 code for a protein of 275 amino acids. Gene Ontology annotation, cellular component: AMPA glutamate receptor complex; postsynaptic density membrane. Gene Ontology annotation, biological process: regulation of AMPA receptor activity; neurotransmitter receptor transport, postsynaptic endosome to lysosome; neurotransmitter receptor internalization. Gene Ontology annotation, molecular function: voltage-gated calcium channel activity; channel regulator activity. The transcript has 5 exons.